UCUAGGAUAAUAUCAUGUCAGAGAGCAUCGGUCCUCCUUCUGGGCGACAUGCGAUACCUGCUGAAUACAAGCGACUGUUCGCCCUUGUCAUCGGGGUCAACAAGUACAGCAACACAGCGAUCCCUUCAUUGCAGGGAGCUGUCCCAGAUGCAGAGGCAGUCGUAGACUACCUGCGUACCAAGCUGCAGGUUCCCACCGACCACGUCCGAUGUCUUCUCGACGACUCUGCGACGCGCGCCGCGAUCAUCGAUCAGUUUUUACAGAUGCAGAAGGAUACGCGCAUCGAAGCGGGAGAUCCCAUUCUUGUUUACUACGCUGGACACGGCGGUGAAGCGAAACCACCAUCAACGUGGCCCGAAACGAGCGACAUCCAGACGCUCAUCCCGCACGACUUUGGGACCACGGUCGAUGGACAGACAGUUCAUGGUAUUCCGGACUAUACACUAGGAGCGCUGUUGAGCCGCCUAGCGGAGACAAAGGGCGACAACAUCACAGUCAUACUGGACUGCUGUCAUUCCGGAUCUGGCACACGGACCACGGAUGCUGACUCUACUCGGCUAGGUCGAGGUGUGAACGUUCCUGACACCCUGUCCAAUGGCUUGGACGAGUCGAUCUUGAGUCAGGGCCUUUCUGGAGGAACACGUCAUGCGGAGAUUGCGUCAGGCUUUCUUCGCCGAGGACUGCGUUCUCAUGUCCUACUCGCCGCCUGUGGCUCGAAAGAGGUGGCGAUGGAGGAACAACGGCGGGGCGUGUUCACAGUUGCGUUGCUACGCACUCUCUCGACCGUCGGCGCACAUCAAGUAACCUAUCGCGAUCUGCUGCGGCAGAUGUACGCGCUACCUGGGCAGAACCCACAGUGCGAAGGCUACUUCCAGGAUCGAAUCCUUUUCAACACUAAGCUCUCGGCCUCUCGCCCAUUUCACUCAGUCCGCCGAGACGCAACAGCGUACACGCUUGAAGCCGGGUCUAUCAACGGUGUUACGCUGGACUCUCGUUACGCCGUCUACAACACGAGGGAUGGUCCGGCUCUUGGCAUUUCUCCGCUUGCAUACCUGCGUGUUUCGGAGGUGCAUCCAGCCGAGAGCACACUCGUGACAAUAUCCGACCAGCCGGUCUUCGUAUUGGGUCUCGGCCAGUCAGCAUAUGCCCUCCAAACAGAAGCUGGGACCGACCAGUAUCUGCAGCUGUACGUCACAGAGGACGAACGCCGAUCCUUCUUGCUCCAUGCGAGAACAGAUCAUGCACAGAAUGGGCUAGUAUCGAGGUCUGCGAUCUUUCGACUGGUGGAAAAGACGUCGGCAGACCUGGAAGUAACCAUGGACACGUCUGCUAUGCAGUUCACGAUGCUUCAUCCAUUGAUCGCAACUCGGGGCCUCCAACGUUUACCAUUCCCUGUCGACCUCUCGUCCGACGACGUAUACGAGACGCUGCAUGCAGCAUCGCGCUUCUUUUGGCAUCUAAAGCGUACAAGCCCCCAGCCUUCACUUCAGCAGCAGGUGAGGAUAGAGUUCAGACGACUACGGGAGGUCCCCGCGGAGGAUGAGUUCGACGACCCGAUCUAUGAGCCGUAUGGGCCGGAUCUGAAUGUCGCGGGCACAGUAGACCUCAUCGUCGAUGACGACGCUAUGUACGGAAUCACCCUCAUCAACGAGACUCACAUCCCCCUGUAUCCGUCGCUGUUCUACUUUGGCAGCAGCGACUUGAGCAUCACGUCGUACUUCGAACCACCCACUGCGGGAACUGCGCGCGUUGAUCCGCCCCUCGAGCCCAAUGGGACACUUCCCAUCGGAUAUGGCUCUGCUGGCGCGGCUCCGUACAACUACUACCUGUGGAAAGACCAACAACUCGACGUCGGGUUCUUGAAGCUCUUCCUGUCGACGGAGUAUGUUGACCUUUUGCAUGUCGCCCAGGGAUCGCCCUUCCACGGGGACUAUCGGGGAGCAAGAAUGGUUCCCAGUCUUAGUCGUGCACUACUGUGGGACACGUCUCUCGUGACCAUUGUACAACGGGCACGGCCAGCCGGAGGGGAGUGAAGUGGUAUGUAAAAACAAGUCCAGAACGACGGCAUGUGGAUUUUUCUUGUAAAUAGUAAGAUUGCCUCGCUUGGGGGAGCG
This is a messenger RNA of Rhodofomes roseus, 2114 nucleotides long. Its product is annotated as caspase domain-containing protein. The record is from RefSeq and is a predicted model, not a curated record. Bases 15 to 2033 code for a protein of 672 amino acids. Gene Ontology annotation, molecular function: cysteine-type endopeptidase activity. Gene Ontology annotation, biological process: proteolysis. The transcript is spliced from 6 exons. NCBI's taxonomy places the organism in Eukaryota, Fungi, Basidiomycota, Agaricomycetes, Polyporales, Fomitopsidaceae.